Messenger RNA from Aspergillus chevalieri, 942 nucleotides. RefSeq lists its product as uncharacterized. The coding region runs from base 1 to 942 and encodes 313 amino acids. Lineage: Eukaryota; Fungi; Ascomycota; Eurotiomycetes; Eurotiales; Aspergillaceae. The record is from RefSeq and is a predicted model, not a curated record. The transcript is spliced from 2 exons.
AUGCGACAGACGCUCUCUGAUCAGAGUAUUUUGACGCCGGAGCUCUUUGCUAAUGUUCCGUGGACGAUUGCGAAGUAUCUCUGGGAUUGUCUUGGAAGGAGCAAGAAGAGAACGCUCUACAUGUGGAAACUAUUGGCGACAGCAUAUCCAUCCCAAUUCCGAGAGAUCUCCCAAUACCGCCUCAUGAAAAUCGAAGGGCCUCGUAUGCCAAUGCGAGACUAUCUGAAUCAAAUUAAGAGUGACACCCUCCACUGGCGCGUCGCAUUGACCAUGUUCACCUCAUUCGCAAGUGUUCCCGAACUGGUGGAGAUCUCCAAUGUCAAAAACCUCGUCGCGCUGGAACUCAACACAUCGUCCGAGCUGGAAACCUUUUCCAGUGACACUGAUUUGCCAAUGACGGCGCUUAAUGAUCGGAUUGUCCGGACGUGGAGUGAGCUGGCAGCGUCUGAUGCGUUUGCGCAUCUGAGUGUUCUGAGAAUCUCGCAUCAGAAGCAAGUGUCACCAGUUAUUCUACGGUAUUUAAGAUCGUUUCCGUUGUUGCGUCUGCUUGUCAUAUGUGAUUGCCCAAGCGUUUCUCGUCUCUUUAAGAAGAACAGCAAACCAAUUGAAGGGUGGCAACCGAUGGACACUGUGGUUGAUGAUGAUGAUUCCGAUGCUGCACAUGAUAAGCUUUACGGGUGCUACAGAGCUAGCUUCACCAUCAAUGAAGAUACGAAAGCACCCGAUGUCCCCAUCCUCAGCUUCCAGAUCGGCCGGGAGAUGCGCCGGUCGACAAAAACACCAUCGUUUGACACGAUCUACUUGGUGCGACAAAGCCACCCGGAGCAGGAGACCUCCGAACCCGCUGCCAAAAGACAGAAAGUACCUGGAAGGCACAGCAGAGUGACAAUGCGAGAGCACAAGGGAAGGAACCUCGACAGCGUCUUGCAAGAGUUUCUGUGA